Molecule: messenger RNA, 3846 nt
Organism: Argiope bruennichi
Lineage: Eukaryota; Metazoa; Arthropoda; Arachnida; Araneae; Araneidae
Exons: 2
Coding region: 339-755 (138 amino acids)
Source: RefSeq, a predicted model, not a curated record
CUUUUCCUUCUUUGGGAGAUUUAGAACUCAAAAUUUUCAACUCUAAAACAGAGUUGGGAGUCACGUAAUAUGCGUCUGAUAGAUAAAGUGCAUGGUUUCAAAAAUUCGCCAACUUCAGCAUCUAUGUGAUGUGUGUCAAAUUACGGAUAUUAUCGGAAAAUUAUCUUUUGUAGACCUUUCUUUUGGUAAUGUGUGUUUAAAGAUACUGGGUGAAUGGUGACGAUAUUUUGCUAUUAGGUCUUUCCGUUUCCUGACGGAGAAAUCUUUGACGAAGAACUCGAAAGCAAAAGGCAUUCAAGAUUACGUUCCUCAUCCCCUCCCAUCUCUUCGAUUCCGAAAUGGCGGCUGAAUCGUACCCCGUCGCAGCCGCAUUCGCUGUUCUGCUCAUCUUCCUCUUCAUAGUCCUUCUCAUCACGUGGUGCUGCAAGCAGUUCGCUCGUCCCAAAGAGGCAUGCGUCACCCUCAUACCUCAAACAGUGCCCCAGCAUGAAAGGUACAUCAGCACCAUCGACGUGCAGACUGGCUUGCCAGUCAUCGUGGAUUUGUCUGCAAUAGCCAGUUCUAGAAACCAAAUCAGAAUAAUGGCUGCCAGACGUGCAUCGUCACCUUGUCCCAUCAACACCCGCAGCAAUACCACGCUGUAUGGUUCCAUUGCACGUGAUCCACCGGGGUUGACGUCGAGUUGUGAAGUUCUGGCUAGAACACCACCACCGCCAUAUUCGGAAGUUGCUGCACAGCAGCCCCCCAGGCAGUGAUUUGCAUCUGUGGCAAUUGCAAUUCAUGAAAUAUGAAAGUGUAUUAAAGUUUGACAACCAAAAAAAAAUGAUCUAGUCUUGCUCACCUUAGAAUAUUUUUCAAGUUGAAAUCUAUAUACUAAUCGUAAUCUCAGGAUAAUCAAAUUCACCGCAGAUUGUGAGUGAAUUUGAUUAUCCUGAGCCUUGCUCAUGAUUUUUUUGUGUGUGAGUCGCAAAGUUCUGGCUAGAACACCACCGUUGCCAUAUUCGGAAGUUGUUGCACAGCAGUCCAGGCAGUGAUUUGCAUCUGUGGUAAUUGCAAUCCAAGAAGUUCAUAAAAAUGUAUUAAAGUUUAACAACCAAAAAAAAAGUAAUAAUCUAGUCUUGUUCACCUUAGAAUAUUUUUCAAGUUGGAAUUCAUAUACUAAUGUCUCAGAUUGUGAGUGAAUUUGUUUAUCCUGGGCCUUUCUCAAGAUUCUUUUUGUGUGAGUUUUUGUGAUUAUGUAGUUACUAUUGAGGUAACUUUAAUGUUCCAUGGCAUUUUGCAUUCUGUGUCUAUAAACUUGCUGCAUCUACCUCCAUGCGGCGCUGCAUAUUAUAUAUGAUUAUUGCAUCGAAAUCAAGAUACUAUCGCCAUUGAUCGACAGCGUUUAGAAAUCAUUACAUUACGCUCUAAGUUACGAUGCAGUAGAGUCAUUUAGAUAAAUAAAUAUAUAUAUAUAGCUUCAUUUCAUUGUGAUUUUAUAAUGUAAGGAAUUCAAAUUGGUUUUAAGUACAAAAAUAUAUAUUCUUGAAUUAUGAACAAAAUAGUGCUUACUUAAACAGAUUCUAAUUAAUUACAUAUAUAACAAAUCUAUCUCAGUGCUUUACAUUAUUAUACAUGUUCCAGAUAGCACUUGUUAUAGCUAGUUAGUGGAAAAUUGAUUAAUUUGCUGAAUUAGAAAUAGUUCCAAGAACAGAAAUGCACAAUAUAAUUUUUUUUUUAAUUAGAACAUUCAUUAAAAAUUUAUUCACCAUUUUUCCGAAACUAAAACAAAUAUUGUCAUAUUUACAAUUUUUUAUUUGCAAAUUUAUGUGUUUUUAACGUGUUAAAUUGCUCACGCUCAUAAUUUUCCAAAAUUUAACAAAUUUUUCCAUUUGGAUCACACGGUGUAACUUCUAAUAAAAUUAUGAUACAAUAAAUCAAAUUAUAUCCAUUUGAACAAUCAGAGAAAUAAAAAAAUUUAUUAUUCGAAGUUUAUUUAAACAGAACUUAUCAUUAGAAAACACUGUAGAAAGGAAAAUAAAUAAUAAGAUUAUCUAUAAUUCGUGCAAGUGAAUAUUCUGCUUCAAGAAUUAAGUAGAUAUUCGUCAAGACUACUGGUUCGUAGUAAAAGAAUGAAUGCAGUUAUUCGUCUGAGCAGAUAAUUGCAUUUUGAAUGUAUUUAUAAAGUAAUAAAUAUACUGACAUAGAAUUUAAAAUAUAAUUAUUUAGGCUUGUAUAUUUAAAGCAAGCAUCAAGUCAAACAUCGACUAUUACACAGAGAAAAAGAACUUGUGAACCGUUAUAUGUCAUUGAGGUUGAUACUGGUUGAAAUCUUCAGCCAUUGACAGAACGGGUGCCUCGGCAUAAAUUAAGAGAACAUAACAGCUAUUAAAUUUUUAAAAUCAGAUGAAAAGCAAGGCAUGACUGUAGUGAAGAUGAUCAUCUUUUAAACGUAGAAAACUUUCAAAAAAUAAUUAAUGGGCUAAAUAAUAUGUAUGAUACAAAGUCAAAUUUUGUGACUUAAAAAUCAACUUAUGAAACACUAAAAAUAGCAUAUUUCAGAAUUUUGUAUGUAAUGAAUGUUGCUUAUUCUUUUUAAACAAAAUGCUGAUUAUUAAUACGCCAUAAAUUUUAUUUUUCUCCAACAGAAAAAUACGGAACAAGUAUCUAGACAAAUUAAAGAAACAAUUUUGUUAUGCAUAAAUUCGUCUCAUUCCAUAAUUGUGCAAUUUUUCCAUUUCAUCAAUAAAUCCAUUUCUUAUUUUAAUACAAUAAAGUUUACUUAAAAACUGAGAUUUUAUAGGACAUGUUAUAAGAAAUUAAAUUUUAAAAUUAUUUUUAAAGAGAUUAUUAUUACCGCAACUUACGUCUAUCUUAAGAAUAUCAAAAUAAAUAAUUCUUUCUAUGAAAAAAUAUCCCACUUACAAAUCACAGUAUGAUCUAAAUAUAAUAAUUUUAUUUUAAGUGUUGAACUAACUUCACGUUCUACUAUUAUUAGGACUAUUAAUUGUUGAAUAAAGUUGCAUUUUUAGGAUAGAUUUUUGUAAUAGACAGGAUUGUUUGUGCGGUCUAUUGAUUCAAAUCAUGACGUCAUCUGAUUUUCAGAAUUGAUACGAAUUUUGGAUUUUCUAUUGAAAUAUUUUGACCUGUAAAAAAGUAAUAAUAAAAAGCAAAUCUGUAAUUCAAAUCAAUAUUAAUAUUUAUUUUGCAGAAUAAAUAAAUGAAGCCAAUUAAUGCUUAAACAAUACUCAUAACCUCACAGCACUGAGUAAGACAGCGUGAAGUAUUGAAUUUUAGAAAACAUACGCAAUGACAUUUGUUAUGAGAGAAUGAUCCCGAAUUAAUUGAUUUCAUUAAAUUAUCCGAUUGAAUCUACUUUAAUAAGGGAAAAAUGUAUUUAGUGUUUUGCUUUCAAUUAGAUUUAAUAAAGAUUAGAAAAGGACUUAAAGUAGCGGCCCAUUUCCUUUCUUUCUUUUCUUUUUUUUUUCAAAUAUAAGUAUUCUAUGAAUAAAAAAUAAAUUGCUCAAAAUGGCUGACGUCAUGACGUCAUUAUAGCUUUCCAGCGAAGAAACAUAUUUGAUAGCAUGAACAUUCCUGUUGGUUUAUUAGUAAGAACUGCAACUAAACGAAUGUAAGAAAAGAUUAGAUUAUAUAAAUGACGUAUUUUUACAUUCUCUAUUCUAUCCUUUGUAUGCAACAGUAAGAAAAAAUGUUAUUAUAUCACGUUUACAUUACUGUAAGAAAAUUGAAUUGAAUAUUCAUUUUUCAUUCAGAAAGAUGUACUAUAUUUAUGUGUGAAUAGAACGAUAAGUCUUUCGUCUCUAUACCAUUAUUUGUAUUAAGAGAAAAUAAAGGUUGGAAUAAGAA